AUGUGUUUCAUUUUUUUAAAAAAGGAUCCUAAGAAUCCGCCACCGAUAGCUCCAAAUUUUACUGGUUCACCAGGUAUGCCACCGGCUGCGUUUUCUCCAACCGUUCCACCACCGAUGAUGAGCACGAAUUUUAUGACACCACCACCAGGUAGUUUUAAUAUGCUUCCACCCGGUUUCGGAAUGCCACCCUUUAUGGGAGGACCUCCCCCACAGGCUCAAGAUUUAGCAAAAAGUGCGAUAAUAUCUGCAGGGCCUCAACUUUUAAAUGAAAAGUCUAAUGACUUAACGAGUAAAACAGAAUCAGAUUCUAGUAAAUCAAAAGCUAGUGUUUGGACGGAACAUAAAAGUCCAGAUGGUAGAACUUAUUAUUACAAUACGAUAACAAAAUUAAGUUUUUGGGAAAAACCAGAUGAAUUGAAAACUCCAACCGAACUUUUGCUUUCAAGGUGUCCUUGGAAGGAAUAUAAAAGUGAUACUGGUAGAACAUAUUAUCACAAUGUAAAUACUAAAGAAUCAAGAUGGACAAUACCUGAAGAAUUACAAGAGUUGAAAGAGAAAAUUGCCAAGGAAGAAGUUGUACCAAAAACAGCACCUGUUGUAGUGGCGUCACCAGUCACUAUUCAUAACGAAGAUUCUAAUAGUUCACUAUCAAUGCCUUUACCCAGUGCAAUUCCAGCACCGAUGCCAAUGCCAAUAUUAGCUCCGGCUUUACCCGGAGGUCCGAUGCCUCCUAUGGGCCAAAUUCCUAUACCAAAUAUGGGUCCUAUAGGUUACAUGCCACCGAUGAUGCCAGUACCUGGAAUGAACAUGAUGCCAGUUCCACCCACUAAUCCGUUACCUAGUCAAAAUAAUAAUGACAGUAAAAGUUCAGCAUUAGAUCAAGCAAUGGCUGCUACAUUAGCAGCAAUUAGCAUACCUACAACACCAAAACUAGAAGAAGAUAGUAAUCAGUCGACAACACCGAAAGAAAGCACAACAAGUAGAAAUUCAACGCCAGAGCCUAAAUUAGUUUUUAAAGAUAAAAAAGAAGCAAUUGAAGCAUUUAAAGAUUUAUUAAGAGAAAGAGAUGUUCCCUCGACGGCAUCGUGGGAAACAUGUGUAAAAAUGAUAUCGAGUGAUCCGAGGUAUCCACUUUUAAAAAAAUUAAAUGAAAAAAAACAAGCUUUCAAUGCUUACAAGACGCAGAAACAAAAAGACGAAAGAGAGGCGAGUAGGUUGAAAGCUAAAAAAGCCAAAGCGGAUUUAGAAGAGUUUUUAAUGAAUAACGAAAGAAUGUCUUCCAAUCUCAAAUAUUAUAAAUGCGAAGAAAUUUUUGGAAAUUUAGAGGUUUGGGAUGCCGUUCCGGAAGCCGAUCGACGGGACAUUCACGAAGACGUCGUUUUCAAUUUGGCGAAAAAAGAAAAAGAAGUUGCCAAGAUAAUGAAAAAACAAAAUAUGAAAAGUUUAGCUGCCAUUUUGGAUGCCAUAACGGAUAUUGAUUACAGAACGACGUGGCAAGACGCACAGCAAAUGUUGCUCGAUAACACGACUUUUGCUCAAGAUUCUAAUCUUCUCGCCAUGGAUAAAGAAGACGCCUUAAUUGUUUUCGAAGAACACAUAAGAGAAUUAGAACGGGAAGAAGCAGAAGAUAAAGAAAGGGAAAAGAGAAGGAUAAAACGUUUGCAUAGGAAAAACAGGGAUAAUUUUAUAGCUCUACUCGACGAACUUCACGAGCAGGGUAAAUUAACUUCGAUGUCUCUAUGGGUCGAACUUUAUCCCAUAAUAUCGGCCGACAUAAGGUUUUCCGCCAUGUUGGGUCAGGGGGGUUCGACACCGUUGGAUCUUUUUAAAUUUUACGUUGAAGAUUUGAAGAGUAGGUUUCACGACGAGAAAAAAAUCAUAAAAGAAAUACUUAAAGAGAAAAAUUUCGAAGUUUACGUGUCUACGACGUUUGAAGAAUUUGCCACCAUCGUUUGCGAGGAUAGGAGAUCGGAAACGUUAGAUGCAGGAAAUGUUAAACUUACGUACAAUGCGUUUCUCGAAAAGGCUGAGGCCAGAGAAAAAGAAAGGAUAAAAGAAGAAGUGAGGAAAUUGAGAAAAUUGGAAAAUGCAUUUAAAACACUUCUAAGGCAAAACGAAAUCGAUUACAGAGUCGAAUGGUUGGAAAUAAGGGGACAAAUAGAAAACGACGAAGCAUUUAAAGCGAUCACGUUAGAAAGUGAAAGAAUUAGAAUUUUUAAAGACUUUCAGCAUGAAACGGAAGAAUCAUGCGGUCAUCGUCAUUCGAGGGGUAAAAAAUCAAAAAAGAAAAGAGCGAGACACAGGUCGAGAUCGGAAAGCGGGUCGGAAUUUUCAGACGACAGGAGGAGUCAUUCGAAAAAACGGAAAAAGAGACGAUCGUCGAACGAGUCGGAAACUUCCAACGAGGAAAAAUAUUCCAAAAGGAAAAAUAAAAAGGAAAAGAAGAGAAAACACGGUUCGGCAUCGGAAUCGGAUUCGCCGGGGAUGGAAAGGGGAGAAAGGAAAUCGAUUGACGAACAACCGUCGAAAGACAAAGACGAUGGAGAAUUAAGCGAAGGAGAAUUGGAAAGGAGACGAUAUUUGUUACUGCAACAAUUACAAGAACAAGAAGAAUGA
This is a messenger RNA of Pediculus humanus corporis (human body louse), 2616 nucleotides long. RefSeq lists its product as uncharacterized. Lineage: Eukaryota; Metazoa; Arthropoda; Insecta; Psocodea; Pediculidae. Gene Ontology annotation, molecular function: RNA binding; protein binding. The record is from RefSeq and is a predicted model, not a curated record. The transcript has 13 exons. The coding region runs from base 1 to 2616 and encodes 871 amino acids. Gene Ontology annotation, biological process: mRNA cis splicing, via spliceosome. Gene Ontology annotation, cellular component: U1 snRNP; U2-type prespliceosome.